AUGCGGGCGAGCCUGAGCCCCGCCCUGCGGGCAGCGCCACGCCCGCGCCCGCCCUACCGCGCGUCUGUGCUGACAUGCCGCGCGGAGCUCGUCCGGCCCCCGCCCAGACGUCCCACCCAGGACAGCGACAGCGGCGGGCGGGGCGACGGCGGCCGCGGCAGAGGCGGCGGCAGGGGCGGCGGCGGCAGGGGCAGGGCGCCCGAGGGUGGUAGACGGAUGAGCCUCGACGAGGCGCGCGGGUGGCUGAACGAGCUGUUCGCCGACCCUCGCCUGAAGCUCACAAACGCUGCCGGCAAGGACCCUUCCUGCGGACUGCCGCUCCCGCCGCUGCGCCCGGGCGCCGCGGGCCGCGAGAUCCCGCUGCUGGUCAACCGCUUCCCAGUCCAGACCGGCAACGCGGAGGUGCUGCAGUACCUCGUCACCUUCCCAGACCGGCAAGCGCAGUCCGGCGGCGGCGGCAGCAGCGGUGCAGCCAAAGGCGCGGGCGCGGAGGCCGAGAGGGGGCGGCCGCAGAUCGGCCUGGAUGAGAGGCGGCCGCCCCCCGCGGGGCUUGGUGGAGCGGCUCGCGCGGCAGCAGGGGUGGCAGCCAGACUCCUGGGCGUUUGA
Molecule: messenger RNA, 606 nt
Organism: Monoraphidium neglectum
Lineage: Eukaryota; Viridiplantae; Chlorophyta; Chlorophyceae; Sphaeropleales; Selenastraceae
Exons: 2
Coding region: 1-606 (201 amino acids)
Source: RefSeq, a predicted model, not a curated record